UCCCCAAAUUCAGUCAUACUCUAGCAUCGGUCGUGAGGAUGAUGCUCCAUCCUGCUACGUCCGAGAAACGUCGUGGUAGACAAGAAGAGUAAAACUCUAAAAUAUUACAGAACCGCCAAGUUGUGUUUGGCAACAGACAUUCAGUUGACUAUUACGAGAGUGUUGAUCAACAUUCCACGAUGGUUGUCUUAAAGAACGACUACUCCAACUGCCCAUUGAAGAAGAGGCCGCUGUCUGUCUCCUAUGAUGAUGCAACAGCAGGGAGUGAACAGACGGAACCUGAAGACCUCAGUCUCAAAUGUGGGCGGGAUGAACCAUCCACACCCCACCCACACACACGCCCCCAGGAACAAUGUGUCCACGACCCACACACACAGGAGCUGCAGUCACAAGGUAUACGCCCAAGGGAAUCACACGGUCAAACUUUGUGCACAUAUGGGUCAGACAGACUAUGUCCACCAGAGUCAUGUAAACAACCCAUGCACACUGAAACAACACGGUCACCGUCUAUACCUUCGCAUGAGCCACACACUCCUCGGGUUUCAGACGCACACAGCCCAUGUCCCAGACAACCACACAGAGUUGAUACAUCACCAGAAUCAGAGACAGAGUCGACAACUCCGGCACGACCAAUGUGUACUCAAACACCACUCAUCCCGCACCAUGACAAGCACUUACCUGUACCUGGCAACAGAACUGGUAUCAACUCUCACAGCUCAAUGAACUACAUGAGUCCCAGCUCACCCUUAAGGGAUAUUACUUGGGCUGGACAUCUUCCUUCCUCACCCGGAGUGGGUAGGUCUAUGUCAUUAGAAGUAGCUACACCCAAGAUACACCCAGCUGACCUCAGACAUUCUCCCCCUUUUAGUGAAGCCACUAGUUCAAACGUAAAUGCAGAACAAGCAUAUACAAACACCAAAGAGUUGCCGUCAGCACCAACAAAUGCAAGUCACUUUAGAAGCUCGGUAGAGACAGUGUUUGGGGUAACCCAGGACGCCCAUCCCAACUCCGUCUCAGCAGUCCGUCCUCACCGACCCUGGCUGGCUGAAGACCCUCCACGGCAAACACACCGCCAGUUUGCAGAUAUCAAUAGUCCCCUGCAACGCACACGACCAAACCCACUUUUAGCGAAUCCUCCUAGUUUGUGGGCAGGUAUGGUGCCACUCUCAUGGCCAAUACCACACCUGCUGGCCCCUCCCCACCCAGCCUCACCUGGCAGGCACCACCGAGAGUGUGGCUCACCUGGCUCGGAGUCCGGAUCAAGUGACAGUAGUAGCGGGGCCGGACGAGGUGAAGCGCCUUACUCGUGUACGGGAUGCAGUAAGUCGUACUCCACGUACUCUGGGCUGAGCAAGCACAAGCAGUUCCACUGUGAAGCUCUGGGCACCAAGUCGUUCGCGUGCAAACACUGCGACAAAGUGUACACAAGCCUGGGUGCCCUCAAGAUGCACAUCCGCACCCACACAUUGCCCUGCAAGUGUCAGCUCUGUGGCAAGGCCUUCUCGCGGCCCUGGCUGCUGCAGGGGCACAUCAGGACCCACACCGGCGAGAAGCCCUUCCAGUGUCCGCAGUGUGACCGCUGCUUCGCUGACCGCAGCAACCUGCGGGCACACCUCCAGACUCACGCUGAUGUCAAGAAGUACGCGUGUGUCACCUGCCAUAAGACCUUCUCCAGGAUGUCCCUCCUCAACAAGCACACCGAGGCCGCCUGCCCCGCCUUGCACCGCCGCACACAAUCGUGAUGGUCUCGCCAACACUGGUCCCACACCUGCCAUUCACACAAAUGAUGCCGGGAUGUUGUCCAGUAAUGUUGUGAAUGUUUAUAUCACUUCCAUGAUUCAGAAACUGGAGUGAUGAUUUAUAUUAAAUUUAUAUUAACUAUUUUUUUAAGUAAAGAAGUAUUUUUCAUAUAAAUAGACUGAGGUCCCAGUAUGUCUAGUCAUGUAAUAUAAAACUUUUGUACGCUUUUGUAAAUAAAAUUAUUUUUUAUUAA
Molecule: messenger RNA, 1993 nt
Organism: Homarus americanus (American lobster)
Lineage: Eukaryota; Metazoa; Arthropoda; Malacostraca; Decapoda; Nephropidae
Product: zinc finger protein 362-like
Exons: 2
Coding region: 180-1742 (520 amino acids)
Biological process (GO): regulation of DNA-templated transcription
Molecular function (GO): RNA polymerase II cis-regulatory region sequence-specific DNA binding; DNA-binding transcription factor activity, RNA polymerase II-specific
Source: RefSeq, a predicted model, not a curated record